Messenger RNA from Rhododendron vialii, 2979 nucleotides. Its product is annotated as pentatricopeptide repeat-containing protein GUN1, chloroplastic-like. The record is from RefSeq and is a predicted model, not a curated record. Bases 170 to 2767 code for a protein of 865 amino acids. Gene Ontology annotation, cellular component: chloroplast. NCBI's taxonomy places the organism in Eukaryota, Viridiplantae, Streptophyta, Magnoliopsida, Ericales, Ericaceae. Gene Ontology annotation, molecular function: protein binding. The transcript has 4 exons.
GCGACGGGACGGAGGUACCAAUGUCCGGGAAAGUCCAACUCAACAGUUCAGUCUUCCAGAGAGAGAGAGAGAGAGAGAGAGAGAGAGAGAGCGCGCGCGCGUGUGAUUGAUAGACUGUGAAGUCUUCUUAUCCUCAACCCCCAAACUCUCUUUCGCUCUCUCCAAUUCGAUGGCCUCAUCGACUCCACCACCUCUCACCACCACCAAACCCUACCAAAACCACCACCUCCCCCACCACCACCACAACCACCAAACUCAUCCCCACAACCACCGCCAAAGUGUCCAUCACCACCAAUGGACCGCCCUUAAGAAACCCCCACCUCGACACGCCGCCAAGCCCCCUCCAGGCCCCACCACCACCACCACCACUUCAACCUCAACUAGCCCUAACUUCCCUUCUCUCUCCUCCCUCCCUCCCUCCACCAAGUCCGACCUCUCUGCCGACUUCUCCGGCCGACGAUCCACCCGCUUUGUCUCCAAGUUGCACUUCGGCCGCCCCAAAACCGCCUUCGCCAGCCGCCACACCUCCUCCGCCGAAGAAGCCCUCCACCUCGCGAUACGACACCGUUCCGACGAUAAUAAUAGUAGCCACAUAGACUCCCUCUUGCUUAAUUUCCAACACAAGCUUUCUGGCACGGACGAUUACACCUUCUUGCUUCGCGAGCUCGGCAAUCGUGGCGAGUACUCGAUGGCGAUGCGGUGCUUCGAGUUCGCGGUGCGUAGAGAGAGGCGGCGUAAUGAGCAGGGUAAGCUUGCUAGUACUAUGAUUAGUGUUCUUGGUAGGUUAGGAAAGGUUGACUUGGCUAGGAAAGUGUUUGAUACUGCUGUUGUUGAAGGCUAUGGUAACACUGUCUACGCUUACUCCGCUUUAAUUAGUGCUUACGCGAAAAGUGGGUGCUGCGAUGAAGCCAUUAAGGUCUUUGAGACCAUGAAAAGUUGUAAUUUGAAGCCGAACUUAGUGACUUAUAAUGCUUUGAUUGAUGCUUGUGGGAAAGGGGGUGUGGGUUUCGAUCUGGCUUCGGAGAUUUUUGAUGAAAUGUUGGGAAAUGGAGUGCAACCGGAUCGAAUUACAUUUAAUUCCCUUCUUGCUGUCUGUAGUGGUGUGGGCUUGUGGGAGACUGCGAGGAAUUUGUUUAGCGAGAUGGUUUAUAGAGGAAUUGAACAAGAUAUUUAUACGUAUAAUACUCUUCUUGAUGCUGCUUGCAGUGGUGGGCAAAUGGAUGUGGCUUUUGAAAUUAUGUCGGAGAUGCCUACGAAGCACAUAUUGCCUAAUGAGGUAACUUAUAGUAUUAUGAUUCGGGGAUGUGCAAAAGCGGGGAGAUUAGACAAAGCACUAAGUUUGUUUAAUGAGAUGAAGUUUGCUGGUAUUAAUUUGGAUAGAGUUUCUUAUAAUACUUUGCUUGCGAUUUAUGCUAGUCUUGGUCGGUUUGAGGAGGCUUUGAGUGUUGGGAAUGAGAUGGAGAGUAUGGGAAUUAAGAAGGAUGUUGUCACAUAUAAUGCUCUUCUUGAUGGGUAUGGGAAACAAGGGAAGUAUGAUAAAGUUAAGGAAUUGUUCUCAGAGAUGAAAGCAGAGUGGCUUUCGCCUAAUUUAUUGACCUACUCAACUUUGAUUAGUGUCUAUUCUAAAGGGGAUCUGUAUAAAGAGGCAAUGGAGGUUUAUAACGAGUUCAAGCAAAAAGGGUUGAAGGCGGAUGUUGUCUUCUAUAGCAAACUCAUAGAUGCGUUGUGCAAAAAGGGGCUAGUGGAGUCUUCUGCAUUAUUGCUAGAUGAGAUGACAGAGAAAGGGAUUCAACCUAAUGUAGUCACGUAUAAUUCUAUAAUUAAUGCCUUUGGGCAGUCAGCCACUGGAGAAUGUCCAGAUGGAAUCAUUGAGUCACUGGUACAAUCUUCACCUUCAGUGUUUUUUCGAGAGGAAAAUGAUGAAGAUGACAGUAUCAUAAAGAUUUUUGAGGAGUUAGCUGCUGAAAAUUCAUGUCAUUCAAAGCAAGAUAACAGAAUCGGACAAGAGAUUUCAUGCAUCUUGGGAGUUUUCCAAAAGAUGCAUAAUCUAAGAAUAAAGCCAAAUGUUGUCACAUUUUCAGCAAUUUUAAAUGCUUGCAGCCGUUGUAAUUCAUUUGAAGAAGCAUCAAUGUUAUUGGAGGAACUUCGAUUAUUUGAUAAUCAAGUGUAUGGUGUGGCACAUGGACUUCUCAUGGGCCAAAGAGAGAAUGUGUGGAUGCAAGCUCUAUCCCUUUUUGAUGAGGUGAAGCAGAUGGACUCUUCAACAGCAUCUGCCUUUUAUAAUGCUUUGACUGACAUGCUGUGGCACUUUGGUCAGAGACAAGGAGCCCAACUGGUGGUGCUUGAAGGCAAACAACGUCAUGUGUGGGAGAACACAUGGUCUGAUUCUUGCUUAGAUCUGCAUCUGAUGUCUUCUGGUGCUGCACGCGCAAUGGUCCAUGCCUGGCUUCUCAACAUUCGUUCUGUAGUUUUCGAAGGCCAGGAGUUGCCCAAACUACUGAGCAUUUUAACAGGAUGGGGCAAACACAGCAAAGUGGUCGGCGAUGGGAUGUUAAAGCGAGCAAUUGAGACACUUCUUGUUGGAAUGGGUGCACCAUUUCGGGUUGCCCAGUGCAAUAUUGGCAGGUUUACAUCAACUGGCGCUCUGGUGACUGCCUGGUUGAGAGAAUUGGGAACUCUAAAAGUCCUCAUUCUUCAUGAUGACAGAAAGCAUACGGGAACUGCAACAUUGGAGCUUCGUCCUCCAUUCCAAACAAUCCCCUUGUAGCAUUUUGUACCUCUAUGUAUCAAGCAAUUCCCUUGUAUUUUUUGUAUAUGUAUGAUUUUCAUCUAUCAGUUCGUUUUUGGGGGCUUUGCUGCCAACAUUUUUAUUCCAUGUAAAUUUAGUGGUCCAAAAAUCUACCUCGGUCUCUUUCUCUGAGGACUCGCAAAUGUAUAAUUUCUCAUUUCUUCAGUGCAAGUUAACAGUUUUGUCUGUUC